UGUCUUUCUAUCUCAUCGAAUCAUCUCAUCUCGUUCCAUCCAGCCAUCAUCAGCUCGGAGGACAUAGCACAUAUCACAAGCCAACUACAACCACAGCAGUGUUUAUACAUCACCAACUAUCAAGGUCGAUUCAAACUCGCCUCACUCUCCAUCCUCAUCCACAAACCCAUCCCCAUACAUACACAUCCCUCACAUACACACAACCACCCAUAAUGGCCCCCCGUAUCCCCGCCGCAAAGUCCACCGAGACACUCUGCUACGGCGUCGCCACCGUAGGCGCCUUCCUCCCCAUCUACCUCAUGCUCCCGGGAGCCGAGCAGCGCCUCGCCUCCCAGACGACAAAGUGGGCGCCCCGCUGGGAGCGCAACCUCUCCUACUUCACGCCCGCCGCCGAGAGGGGCAUCAAGCGCGUCGAGCCACCCGUCUCCAACAUUGUCCGCCGCAUCGACAACAGGCUACCCCUCGAGAAGAUGGCAAAGGGCCUCGACAAGAGGAUCAAGAACGGUAUUGACCGCUUCAACAACACCAAGUAGAUGACCAACGGAGGCCACGGUGUUGGAGGGGGGAAGGUGAGGGAGGGGUGGUGAAAGUUAUGUAAAGCCGUGUAUACACUUGUGCAGCUGGAUAGGCUGAGGAAAGAGUGGAGGAUACCGGAAAGAUGAUACCACAUCUGGCUCUAGAGAUAUAGAGGAUGCAUUAGAUAUCUCAUAGAAGACGCAGCAACAAACAAAGAACAAAUAAAACAGUUAAACUAAA
Colletotrichum godetiae is the source of this 756-nucleotide messenger RNA. RefSeq lists its product as uncharacterized. The record is from RefSeq and is a predicted model, not a curated record. NCBI's taxonomy places the organism in Eukaryota, Fungi, Ascomycota, Sordariomycetes, Glomerellales, Glomerellaceae. The coding region runs from base 213 to 533 and encodes 106 amino acids. The transcript has a single exon.